AUGGCAGUCGGUGGCCUCGUCACGAAUUCUGAUAAGCCAGUGCCCUUACAAAGCAUCUCAGUGGAUGUGCUGGUCCGUGGCUUCGUGGCUGACGUCGUGUCUGAUCUUCGGUACAAGAAUGAAGAAGGGGACCCAGUGGAGGUUACAUUUGUCUUCCCUCUGGAUGACGAAGCUGCCGUCUAUGCUUUCGAGGGCCUGAUCUGCGGGACACGGAUUGAGGCCCAGAUCCGAGAAAAGAAACAGGCACAGCAGGAAUAUGAGGAUGCCCUGAGCGAAGGACUACAAGCCUUCCUGCUCGAGAGGGAGACCAACACCAGUGACAUUUUCACCUGCAGCCUGGGUAACCUUCCUCCCGGCGGGGAGGCCACGCUGAAGCUGCGCUAUGUCCAGCCGUUGGCUUCGGAGCCUGACAGAGCUGUCCGCUUUGUCCUGCCUGCUGUGCUGAACCCACGCUACGUGCCUGCGGGGUCAGAAGGGGGCACGGUCACCAACAGCAUACCACGAGUGCCCGAGGGAAACCUGCCCUAUACGCUCAGCCUCAGCGCUACAGUGGAGUCCUCCUAUCGCAUCAGCCGAGUCGAAUCGAAAUGCACCCUUGUGCCUCUUCACUUCACAGCAGAAAACCAUACUGCCGCUCAGGUCUCCUUGGCUGAAGGGCACCAAUUUGACCAGGAUGUGGAGCUGCUGAUUUAUUAUGAGGAAGCUCACAAGCCCAGUGCGGUCCUGGAGGCUGGGAAGCCUGGAGCUGCGUCAGGCUCCCUGAUGGGGGAUCCGGCUCUUCUGGUUACCCUGUACCCCAGCUUACGCAGUGCCUCCAAGCCAGGCCAGAAUGCUACUGGGGAAUUCCUCUUCCUGCUGGAUCGCUCUGGCAGCAUGGCUUCCGGCAGUUCUCGCUCACCAUCUCGUAUUCAAAGUGCCAAGGAAGCCCUGAUUCUCCUGCUGAAGAGUCUCCCUCUGGGAUGCUUCUUCAACAUCUACGGAUUUGGAUCCACCUACGACUCAUUUUAUCCGCAGAGUGUAGAGUACACCCAGCUGACCAUGUCCGAGUCUCUCCAGAGGUUGAAGCCGCUGCAGGCUAACUUGGGGGGCACAGAGAUUCUGGAACCACUGAAGGCCAUUUACAGCCAGCCACGCCGAAAAGGACAUCCUCGUCAGCUGUUUGUGUUCACUGACGGAGAGGUGUCUAACACAGACGAGGUCAUUGCAGAAGUUGAACGUCACAGCUCCUCCCACAGGUGCUUCUCCUUCGGCAUCGGGGAAGGGGCCUCCACCGCCCUCAUCAAAGGCAUCGCUCGAGCAGGCGGAGGCAGUGCCGAAUUCAUCACCGGCAAGGAGCGCAUGCGGGCCAAGGCCCUGCAAUCUUUGAAGAAGGCCUUGUAUCCUGCAGCAACAGGGGUCUCUCUGCAUUGGGGCUUACCUUCCGGUCUCAAGGCCGUGAUGGUGGGGUCCGGCCCCCAAGUCAUCUUUGAAGGACAGCGCAGCCUCAUCUAUGCCCAGAUCCACGGGAAGCAUAAGUCCUCAGGUGCCUCAGAGGGGUCGGUUGUCCUUCAGUACAGCAUCGCAGGCCAGACUUUCAAGGAGACGAUGAAGUUCCCUCUCCAAGCUCAGGAGGGUGACAGGCUCCCUGUUCAUCGGCUGGCGGCCCGUGCCCUGCUGCAGGAUCUGGAGGGUACCGGAGAGAAGGAUAAAAAAAAGCAGCACCUGGCUCUGGAGACAAGCCUGAGUUCCGGGGUGGUGUGUUCUCAGACGGCCUAUGUGGGGGUCAACACAGAGCUGGGCAAGCCAGUGCAGGGGCCCCUCGUCCACCGACAUGUCCCACUUGCGGAGGCGAAAAAGCCCACCCCCAAGAAAGAGGAAUCCCUUCUCUUGAGUCUGGUCUCCCUGCAGAAUGCAGAUGGCUCCUGGGUCCUCGAUGCCAACCUGGCCAGCCUGCUGGGCCUGAGUGAGGCCGAGAUCGCGAGCCAAGCACCCGCACAGGUGCCUCCCAAUGUGUGGGCAACUGUGCUGGCCAUCUUGUGGCUCCACUCCCGCACUGCAAAGCAGAGGGAUGAAUGGGAGCUCCUGGAAGCGAAAGCCCUCAACUGGCUUCAAGCAACUGCAGGGUCUCAGCUAGCGGACUGUGUGAAGACCGGCAAUGUAGUGCUGGACAGCAGCGUGAGCCCCCAGGCUUUCGGUCUCUGA
This is a messenger RNA of Euleptes europaea (tarantolino), 2181 nucleotides long. RefSeq names its product von Willebrand factor A domain-containing protein 5A-like. NCBI's taxonomy places the organism in Eukaryota, Metazoa, Chordata, Lepidosauria, Squamata, Sphaerodactylidae. The record is from RefSeq and is a predicted model, not a curated record. Bases 1 to 2181 code for a protein of 726 amino acids. The transcript is spliced from 16 exons.